AUGGGUAUCGGAACAGCGCUUGGCUUUGCACGAGCAGUUCAUCAGGUGUUCAAGAGAAACAUGAUUCCUGAUAGUAUCAGAAACAUUCUCAGUGAGCCUACAGCAACAGAAGAGGAUAUUGUUCUGGCCGAAGAGAAGUCCUUCGGUCAUGGCUUCAUUUAUACACGACAUCCCGUUAGGAAAGAGGACUGGAUCAUCAGAAUUAUUGGAAAUGGUCUUCAAAUCGUGGAGAUGGAUAUGAAAGAUGAGGUCAUCACAGUUAUGCUCAGAAAUGGAUUACGAGCUGGAGACGACGGGCUGGACGAGUUCGAGGAUAUAUCCAGAACAAUAUUCCAGUUACUACGUGAUCACUAA
Molecule: messenger RNA, 354 nt
Organism: Cooperia oncophora
Lineage: Eukaryota; Metazoa; Nematoda; Chromadorea; Rhabditida; Trichostrongylidae
Source: the annotation of a GenBank genome assembly